Molecule: messenger RNA, 692 nt
Organism: Hordeum vulgare subsp. vulgare (domesticated barley)
Lineage: Eukaryota; Viridiplantae; Streptophyta; Magnoliopsida; Poales; Poaceae
Exons: 1
Coding region: 88-483 (131 amino acids)
Source: RefSeq, a predicted model, not a curated record
GACGGAUGUCAACGCAUGUCAUUGUGCACCUAGUGCGUUCUUCCCAAUCCGUUUCACUUUCACCCAUCCGCCUCGUGCUCUCCUCCCAUGGCGGCACAAAUCGCAACUCCGAUUCUGGCCCUGCUUCCUUCUCCGUGCCCUCUCCCGCUUCGGUGCCUUCGGGAACUAAAGCCAAUCUGGCCUUCUCGCUCCCGAUCCUGUCGACUCGUGGUCGCCUGCGCAGGCUUCGGCGGCGGUGGGUCGCCGGCGGAGAAGCCGCGCCAGGGACCCUCUCUGCCACCGCUAUCGGAAAUACGUUGGGGACAGCUGCUAGCGCCGUCACCGGACAACGCUGCGGCCGUGGCGCUGACGGCCGCGCUGGUCUGGGGCGGCGCAUCGCUGCUGCUACAGCUGGUGCUCAUCUCCGCCUCCAUCUUCGCCGCCGCCCUCAAGUACUCCUUCGUCGCCGUGCUCCUACUCUUCGUCCUCAUCGCGCUGCUGUGAGUGACGCGUGUUCCUUUCUUCUCCCCCGUCGACGACUCCAACCCUGCACGCGCUUUGCAAAACAUUUCCUAGUUAUACUUGUUUGUGCUUAGAUCACUGUACUAAACUGCUUCAUACUUCCAAUUCGUUUCUCAAAACUCUGCAUUUUCUGUGCAACUUGCAAUGCACUAUAUAUAAUGGGUAAUCACUGGCUCUCUCAUUAAGUACUA